CGCUUAUUCAUUUCUUCUUUUUUCGGCAUCUUUUCUCUGUGUUAUCCCAAAACCCAAAGAAAGGAGCCGCGAGAGAGGACCAGAGAGAGAGACAAAGAAAGAGAGAGAUUGAGUGAGGGAGAGAGAGAGUGUUGCUUGGUUUAAUGGGGUUCCGAGAGUAGUCUCUCUCUUCUUCACGUUUGAAGAUCGGAGUUCCGGAGAGAGGAGACGGGGCAAAAGGGAGGUUUUGCCGGAAUUUCGAUUUCUAGGAUUGAGAUCUAAAAAGGAACUUUUGGGGAUUCUUGAUUUUGUGGUUGUGAUCAGAAGUUUGUCAAAAUGGUCGGAACAGAUGAGAAUAACCCAGGUGUGGGUGUGAUCGGACCCGCAAAUAAUCAAGGAGGUUUACGUGCCGGAGUUGGGAAAUUCACCACUGGGAUCGGGCACAACCGAAGAGCUUUGAGCAGCAUUGACCGGAAUAUAAUCGGAGUUCCUCCUUACCCUUGUGCAGUAAACAAAAGGGCUUUGUCAGAAAAAGAAGCAGCCUGUGAUAAGAAACACCCACCAAUUCCGAUGCAUCGACCCAUUACUAGGAAGUUCGCUGCACAAAUGGCUAGCAACAAGCAGCAGCGAGCAGCUAUACCUGAGGAAUCAAGGAAAUUGGUCCUACAGUCAGCACCUAGUGAAUUAAAGGAUUGUGUCUUUGUUGAUGCGGAAGACUGCAAGGGAACCAGUGACUUACCUGUGCCAAUGUCUGUGCAACAUACUGAGGCAAUGCUAGAGGAAAUUGAUAGGAUGGAGGAGGAGAUCGAGAUGGAAGAUUUGGUGAAAGAGCCUGUGAUGGACAUAGACGGCUCCGAUAACAAGAAUUCACUUGCAGUUGUUGAGUACAUUGAUGAAAUAUAUGCAUACUAUAGGAAAACAGAGAGUUCUAGCUGUGUCUCACCAGAUUAUAUGUCACAGCAAUUUGACAUUAAUGACAGGAUGAGAGGCAUCCUUAUUGAUUGGCUGAUUGAGGUGCACUACAAGUUUGAACUGAUGGAUGAGACAUUAUAUCUUACUGUCAAUCUUAUUGAUAGAUUUCUGGCGCUCCAACCAGUGGUGAGGAAGAAGCUCCAGCUGGUUGGUGUCACAGCCAUGCUUCUUGCCUGCAAGUAUGAGGAAGUGACUGUUCCAAUUGUGGAGGAUCUCAUCUUGAUCUCAGACAAGGCUUACAGUAGAAAGGAAGUUCUUGACAUGGAGAAAUUAAUGGUCAAUACGUUACAAUUUAACAUGUCUGUCCCCACGCCAUAUGUGUUUAUGAGAAGGUUUCUGAAAGCUGCUCAAUCUGACAAGAAGCUUGAGCUUCUGUCAUUUUUCAUAAUUGAACUAUGCCUGGUGGAGUAUGAAAUGCUCAAGUUUUCACCUUCUUUGUUAGCGGCUGCAGCAAUCUUCACUGCUCAAUGUACUCUUAACGGGUCUAAGCAUUGGAGCAGGACUUGUGAAUGGUACACUAGAUACACAGAAGAGCAGCUCUUGGAAUGCUCAAGGUUAAUGGUUUCCUUCCAUCAGCAGGCUGGAACGGGGAAACUCACAGGGGUUCACCGAAAAUAUAGCACAUCCAAGUUUGGACAUACUGCAAAAUCUGAACCGGCUCACUUUCUUGUAGAGGAGCGACCAAGCUAAGCUAGUGAAGAAAACGACAGGAUAAUGCUAACUUUAUAUUCUGCUGUGGUGGGGGGGUGGGUGAAAUCGAGCAACAUAAGUUGCCCCUGGGAGAAUUUUAGUUUUCCAUGUCUAUCUGUGAACAUAAACACUGAUCUGAAAUAAUUCCAAAGUUCUAUCUUUAGUUUGAUGAAAAUAAUUUUGAAGUUUUUGAACUUCAUUCAUGUUUUCAUCUAAAUGAUA
Messenger RNA from Vitis riparia (riverbank grape), 1863 nucleotides. Its product is annotated as G2/mitotic-specific cyclin-2-like. Gene Ontology annotation, molecular function: cyclin-dependent protein serine/threonine kinase regulator activity. NCBI's taxonomy places the organism in Eukaryota, Viridiplantae, Streptophyta, Magnoliopsida, Vitales, Vitaceae. Bases 316 to 1641 code for a protein of 441 amino acids. The record is from RefSeq and is a predicted model, not a curated record. The transcript is spliced from 10 exons. Gene Ontology annotation, cellular component: cytoplasm; centrosome; nucleus. Gene Ontology annotation, biological process: mitotic cell cycle phase transition; regulation of cyclin-dependent protein serine/threonine kinase activity.